GUCGGGAGGGGAGAGCUCAGGCUGGACAGGCCGUGCGGGGCCGGGGCUGUCCUCGCCCUGCGGGCGCUGGGCCGGGGCGCGGAUCGCUCUCUCUGCGCGGAGCUGCCCGGCGGAGCCCUGCCCUGCCCUCGCCCCUCGGUGGCCCCCGCGGCCAUGCUGGCCUGGGCCGGGGGGCGGCGGUGCCCUGAGCGGGGGUCGCCGUAGAGCCGCGGGCGGGCGGCGGAGGCGCCGCGUUAGCAGCGCCGGGGCCCGCGCUCCGCCUGCGGGGGCUGUCCCCGGGACGGGGAGGCAGGGGAAGGACAGCCAGCGGAGCAACUUCUGCAAAUUAAAAACAGAAAAGAAAAAAAAAUAAAAAAAGGAGGCUCGUUCGUGGGACAUCUUCGAAGCUCAGUACUACGCGAGGCAUCCCAGCCGCAGUGAAACCCUCCAUGCUAGUGCAUCCCACCACAGUGACAGGAGGAGAGCUGGCUGCGGCCGCUGUUCCCAAGCCCCGCGUGCUUUAGAGUCGCCUUGGCUUUCUGGCUGGAAGAUGAUUCCUGCAACAGGACCAUGCUGCUGCUGAUGAACAGCAGAGUCGCUGGAAGAUGCCUUCCUUGAGGAUUACACGUGGAGCAAGGCCAUCAGUCAAGGGGAGAGCUGGCUGGUGAAACUGUCUGACUUUACCCCCACCGGGGAAGUGGCUUCAAUGGCUCCAUCUCCCAGGAGAAGCAGUAGGAAAGAUGCCAGCGCCUUGCCAAGCAUGUCCUCAACUUUCUGGGCUAUCAUGAUCCUGGCUAGUCUCCUAAUCGCUUACUGCAGUCAACUGGCUGCAGGUACAUGUGAGAUUGUCACUUUGGACAGAGAUAGCAGUCAGCCCCGAAGGACUAUAGCCCGACAAACAGCUCGCUGUGCAUGUAAAAAAGGACAGAUUGCCGGUACAACAAGAGCAAGGCCAGCAUGUGUUGAUGCACGAAUUAUCAAAACAAAACAGUGGUGUGAAAUGCUUCCAUGUUUAGAAGGAGAAGGCUGUGAUUUGCUAAUCAAUAAAUCAGGCUGGACCUGUACACAACCAGGAGGACGGAUAAAGACAACCACGUGUAAAAAAAUAAAGAAGCAAAGUGUAAUGGAAGCGAAACUGCACCUGAUUGUGAGAGAAGAGUGUAACUCAAAUUAAUAUUUGACUUGGAUGUGAAAGAGGCCUGGAAGUCCUUUGUCUUGAACGUCCAGAAAUGUUCUUGAACGUGUAUCCUAAGCAGAGAGCUAGAAGACAUUGCAGAAAAGCUCAAAACUGGAUAAAUAACCAAUACAAAUGAGACAUUAAGGUUAAACAGGGAAACUGUAAAACCUUACUUCUUUUAGAAUAAAAUGAAGAUUUCCAGAAUGCAAACUGAAAUAAAUUUUUAUGGGGCAUUAAGUUUGACAGUGUGCUUAUUGACCAUGCAAUUACAAAAUUAAAUAAGGAAAAGUGAAAAAAACCCACCUAUUUCUAGGGACAUUCAAAGUACUACAGUGGUUGCCCUCAAAUUAAAUUACUUUGGUCUUGAUUUCAGUACAAGUAAUGCCGAAUAGCAGCGUUAAUAUGUCUCAAACUUUCAGACAGAAAGCUUUAUAUGCUCAAAUUGUUCUGUUUGAGAGAUGAAGUUAAACUCUAGUGAGCACUAUAUCCUUAUUAGAAUCGCUCGUGGCUAAUCAAUCCACGAGCAUAUUGGAAGACACUAAGGAAAACCUUAAAAGUGUCUAUCUCCUGCUUUCAAUUAUACCCUUAUAAACACAGUGCAGAAAUGUUUCCAUCCUUGAUUAUUUGGUUUAAACUACUUAGCUAAUCUUCUUUAUAUUUUUCCAUUUCUAACUGUAAUAACUCUUAUUUCCCAGUUUGCAGUUGUAUUUUCCCAAGGCUAAAACAAAUAUUAUUUUAAUUUAGCUUAUCUGACCCAAAGACUUACCAACAGCAUUUGUCUUUAUUUGUUUUUUUUUUUCUUUUAACCCAAAGUUAAUAGUCUUGUUAUAAUUGUUUCCUCUAAAUCCUCAGAAGUACACGCAGUUCUUUUUAUUUUGUUAUUAACUCUAUCCCUUCUGCAUCAGGUCCUCCAACAAAUAUCAAUUGUGAUAAGUUAAAUGUUCUGGGCCUUGGAAGCAAUGGAAGAACUAAAUCCUGGAGUAAAGAAGCAAUAAUGCCAUUGCACAAGACACAAAUGAAACUUCAUCUAGAAUCCUAAGUUUAGUUAUACUCACCAUUCAAGGUUAUUUCAAAGUGGAACAUGAAAAGAGUUAUUAUAAUAAUUGGAUUAAAGCAAUUUUUUAAAAUAAGCUUUUUUUUUUUUUUUUAGAAAAAAAAUUUAAAAAAAAAAACCCGAAACAAAAGCAAACAAACCCCACCCCCCCACCAAAAAAAAAAAAAAAAUACUAGAGAAUUUGUGCUUUGUGGCCCGGUCUAGAGAACAAGCCUGUGAAGGCAGACGAUUGCACAAUAGACAUAGGCCAGAAAGUAAACACCAAAGGGAAUGAAUUAUUUACACCUGUACCAUUGGAUAAUAGUAGUAGCCAUGGACAAUUGAGAUCUUAAAAUUAAAAUGUUUCUGAUUAAUAAUGGAAACAGGUUUUGGAUUAGCCUCUUAAUAAGAGAAUGAACAGUAUAAUGAAUUUUAAUAUAUAGUGUGAUUGGUAGUACUGGUGUAUGAUAGGGAUGAAAUUGAUAUAAUCAGGGGUGUGGUGAACCUUUACUGUGCUAUAUUGCUUUGUUCUUUUCAAAGGGUACAAUUUGCAUUCCUUAAACGUCGGCCUUUCUCAUUGCCUGUACUGCGUAAAAAGUUGUAUGGAUGCUUUAUUUCUGUUUUAGGUUUUUUUUUUUUGGUUUUUAAUUUGCUAGUCAAAUUGAACAAAAAAAAUCAAGACACAGAGACAACUGAAACAGAUUUUUUUUGACAACUGAAACUGAUUUUUUUUUUUUUUUUGCCAUUGUAUUAUUCUUAUUUGAGGGAGAAGGGAAAUGUUUUACCUGGUGUUUUUGUUUUGAAGUGUGGAGUAAAUCUAGUCAAGAAAUCCAAAUUACCUAUCCUAGUAUUUUUGGUCUCUUCUGGAUUGUCUUUAUGAAUGAAAUUAAUAAAAAAAGUCACCUAACUCCACUGCUGACCAUGGCCUUAGAUCCUUUUUUGGCACUCAGUGUUUCUAUAAAUAUUAAAUACAAAAGUUGUGCACAUUCAGAGCUCUACUAAAUCAGGGAUAAAUUUGUGUCUUCCCCUUGACUGAAUGCUUAAGAAAGCAGGAGGAGUUCCUUGUACCCUUUUGUCUGAUUCACUGCAAGCCCAUGAAAAGCCAGAUGCGAUCUAGCCCAGAUUUAUCAUCUGUCCUUCAUGUACCAGGGGGCAAUACUAGGAAAGAAUAACAGAUGUAGCCUUGUGGAUAGUAUAAAGUGGGAAAUAACUCUGAGAAAUGUUUUGCAUUUAACUAAAAGAUUAAAAUUAUCAGUUGAAUGACUGUCAUGCAGAAGGUCAUUCAAUCCUUGGAGAAACAAGGGAAAAUGUCCUCUGCUGUGUCUGGAGAUAGCUGAGGUACAGAUGGUACCUAAAGCAAGCUCUCUGACCUAGAACUCAAAGUGUAGAUUGAACCUUGCUCCCAGACCUAAAUAUUUUCUUUUCAGUCUAAUAGGGCUGUGUAACUUGCAAGAUGGUAUGUAUGUAUGUUAGAAUCCAGGAGAGCCAUAUAUGAGACAUUGCCACAGACAGUGCAUGCCAAGUAUCUUUCUUCAUAUGCAUAUCUAAUAAAUCCAGUUGUAUAAAGAUUGAAAAUUAUUCUUAUAUGCCAGAAUGUAUUUUAUAUUAUCUGGAUACAUGUGGAAAAUUGAGAGUUUACAGAUUUUUUUAAGCCUGUGAGGACAUUUUAAGGACAGACCAAAAUUACACUUGUGCAUUAAGAGAAAUAUAAAGCUUUUCUCCAAUUUCAUCUGAUAUUCUAUGAAUUGGGAAUAAGGUCUGGUGGUAGUUCAGCUGACAGUGACUGGUAUCCCUAGCACCCUACUAUGUCAGAAGGGCAUAAUGAGGAGCAAUUGGUACAACAGAAGGGGAGAGAGAGGGAUUGAGAGAGCGGCUGCAUAGUGCUUAUUUUCCAGCUGGGCUCAAACUACGGCAGGCUGAUAGAGGGAAACAGCACUAUGAAAACUCUGCUCAUGGAGUAAGCUCAGCUCUGGUGUACUGUCUGCAAGAGCAGUGAAUCAGGUACCAUACCAGAAAUGUCAGCCCGAAAUGUUACAGUACAAAAUGCAGCAGAGCCAAAGCUCAGGAGGUUGCCAUUGAGCAGUGUAAGAACAGCAACAACAAAGCUUGUGUGGUCAAAAUCUCAGUGCUGUAUACAGGGACCUUUAGACUUAACAGCUGACACUGUCAGGCUGGCAAGGCAGAAAUCAUAAAUGGUCAUUGCAGUAAUCAAAUUUCCACAUGACUAGGCACAACCACAGUAUUCUGUACCAAUAUUCCUAGAAAAGUCAUGACUUGAGUUUCUCAAAAAAAAAAAAAAAACAACCAAAAACUAUGUUUUCUUAGUACUCUAUUCACAUAAUCUCCUAUUUUUUCUGUGUUUACAUGAUAGUGUUCUUUUUAUCUUUGCUCACUUUGCUAAUAGGACCUCACAGUUUGUAUUACAGAAAGCUAGUGCUAUUAAGAUCUGUGUUAUUUUGCAUAUUCAUCUGCAGUUUAUUUCUUACACUAUUUUUGUUUUCAUAUUGUGUUUCUACACCUUCUGUGUGCAACUGUGAAGAUUUUGCUAUUUUUUAAUUUAAGUGUAUAUGACCUUUUCAGAGAAAUUAUUGUCCAGUCAAAAUGGUUAAUGUUUUCUUAAGAGAUAUUCCAGUGUGCAAAAUUCCAAAACAUCACAGACUAAUCAAAAGAAAAUUCACCAGAAAAAUUUUUUCCUUUUUUCUUUUUUUUACAAUAGACAUUUUUUUCUGUAUUGACAAUUUGCCAAGACUUUUUACAAAUUGUGGGCUAAACCUAGUGAUUAAUGGAGUAUGCAAUAGACUGCUUGCAUUUUUCCAAUUAGAAAAAUAAUCUGAUGAAGUCAGAAAGAGCAAUGCAGAAUGAAGGGAGUAAGCAAGCCACCAAAAGUGUUAGAAGGUACAGGCUCAUUAUGAAGAAAAAAGGUUAAGAUACUUUUGUAGCUAAUUAUGAUGCUCUGAUAGAAACUAUGUUGCACAAAGAUUUUUCUCUUACAUUAGGUCAUAAUAUCAAGAAAA
Taeniopygia guttata (zebra finch) is the source of this 5203-nucleotide messenger RNA. The record is from RefSeq and is a predicted model, not a curated record. NCBI's taxonomy places the organism in Eukaryota, Metazoa, Chordata, Aves, Passeriformes, Estrildidae.